This is a messenger RNA of Camelina sativa (false flax), 1664 nucleotides long. RefSeq names its product amidase 1-like. NCBI's taxonomy places the organism in Eukaryota, Viridiplantae, Streptophyta, Magnoliopsida, Brassicales, Brassicaceae. The record is from RefSeq and is a predicted model, not a curated record.
AAACCAAAACCAGAAAAAUGCUUUACUUGGUUAUAUAAUCUAAGUACUAGACCUCGUCACUCGUCAGAACGGGAACAGCAUCAAUGGCGACUGAUAAUGAUUAUGGAGCUUUCAUUGAGAAAUUAACAAUUUCUCCAACUCCUCCUUCCUUGUUUUCUCCUUCUCUACAGAGUCUUACCUUUGCCAUUAAAGAUAUUUUCGAUGUGGAAGGACACGUAACCGGUUUUGGUAAUCCGGAUUGGUUAAGGACGCACUCGGCAGCUACUUCCACGGCUCCUGCAGUUUCAUCUCUCUUAGAAGCUGGUGCCACCGCUUUAGGAUUUACCAUUAUGGAUGAAAUGGCUUGCAGUAUAAAUGGAGAUAAUGUGCAUUAUGGGACUCCCAGAAACCCGAUUGCUUCCGAUAGAUUGCCUGGCGGAUCGUCUAGUGGCUCAGCCGUAGCUGUAGCUGCUCGUCUUGUGGAUUUUUCUAUCGGAACUGAUACCGGAGGGAGUGUACGAGUUCCAGCAUCUUACUGUGGCAUUUUUGGUUUCCGGCCAUCACACAAUGCUGUUUCCACUGCCGGAGUUACUCCACUGGCUCAGAGCCUCGAUACAGUGGGAUGGUUUGCUCGGGAAACCGCCACUUUGAAACGUGUAGGCUCUGUUCUUCUGGAGCAGCCUCACCUGAAGUGCAUCGAACCAGAUCAACUGAUUAUCGCUGAUGACUGCUUCAAGCUGUGUAGUAUAUCACGUGAUUUGUUGGUGCAGCCUCUCGUUGGAGCCGUGGAAAAUUCGUUUGGAGGCAAGAUUGUAGUAAAGAAGGUGAAUCUUGGAGAGUACAUUGAAGAGAAUGUCCCUAGCCUUAAACAUUUCAUGACAAGUGACGAUGUCACGACACAACAAGAGUUCAGCAUUCCGUCUCUCAUGGCUCUAUCGAGUUCAAUGCUAUUGUCAGUAAUGCAUGAAUUCAAGACAAACCACAGUGCAUGGGUCUCGUCGGUGAAACCAGAGUUUGGUCCUCAAUUAUCAGCAUUGAUGGAGGUAGCUAUCAGGACGUCCGAUGAGAAGAUAGACCAUUGCCGAUCCGUGAAAUCCGAACUUAAGACGGCUCUUUCAACUUUGCUCGGGGAGAAAGGUGUGUUAGUGAUUCCAACGGUACCAGGUCCUCCACCGCAUCUCAAAGCUGAUGUGGCUGCACUUGAAUCUUUCAGCAGCAAAGCCUUCAGCUUGUUGUCGAUCGCUGGCGUUUCUGGAUUCUGUCAGGUGAGCAUACCAUUAGGGCUACACGAAAAUCUUCCGGUAUCGGUAUCCUUGGUAGCUAAGUCUGGCUCAGACGGUUUUCUUCUCAGUCUUGUGGAUUCCCUUGCGGGAUUUAUGUGAUUGACAAUGAAAAGAAAGGAAGAGUUCGCCCAAUCAUAUAGGCUUUUUCCUUAUGUGGGAUCCGACAGUGUGAUGGUUGGGGGUACGACCGAUCAGUUAACAGCCGACCGCUCUACCACUUAGGAACAACGGGAGAUUAGAUCUCAUAGGGUUCAAUACCCGUUCUCAACCCAUGACAUGUUUGAGUCUAAUUUGCUUUCUGUUUACAAUAAACCUCAACAAUGCAUUAAAUAAAUUGUUGUCCAUGUUGGCCAAUUGUAUUUGUGUUUUAGCGAAAACAUUAAUGGCAAAUUAUUUAAAAGC